Messenger RNA from Mugil cephalus (flathead mullet), 2181 nucleotides. It is a transcript of the gene fam110a, whose product is annotated as family with sequence similarity 110 member A. Lineage: Eukaryota; Metazoa; Chordata; Actinopteri; Mugiliformes; Mugilidae. The record is from RefSeq and is a predicted model, not a curated record. The transcript is spliced from 2 exons. The coding region runs from base 334 to 1599 and encodes 421 amino acids.
AAUCAGGAGUAAGGGGCCGGGCUCAGGAGCAGCACACAUGAGUUGUCAAACAGGUUUGUCUUGUGCUGUUAAGUGGUUUCAAACACAUUCUCCUCAACAAGACGCUACCGUGUGUUCGCUGGGCCGCAACAGGAGAGAGGUUCUGGAGCCCAGCGGGAUCUGUCGAGGAAGUCCGAAUGUCAAGGACCUAGAGGUCAGCUGAGAUGCUGAGCUUACAUGCGUUCGGAGAUGGAGCAGUGGUGGUCGUGAGACACACGUACCGAGGCACAGACAGAGGAUAACGGCGAAGUGUUCCAGAAAAAACGCAGCAGAAGGACGAGUUCCACUGACAAAAUGCCCAUGGAGACACUGCAACACACGACGAGGCAACCGACAAGGCCGGCGGUUGCUACUGCACCCCCACGCUUGAAGCCCAAGGGUCCGGUGGGGCCGGACUUCUACCGGCAGAGCACGACAGCGGCAGGCCGGCCAAAGCAGAGCGCUGUGGAGAGGCUGGAGGCAGACAAGGCUAAAUACGUCAAGAGCCAGGUGGCUCUGUCCAAGCAGCAGCCGGUCAGGCGUCCUGAAGCGAGGAAGCCUCCGGUAAACGCCGGCACACCUCUGCAGCCCACCAGGAAGACCCCGACCCAAACGAACACGAAGCAGGAUGGAGUCCAGCUGGACUUGGAGCAUCUCAGUAACCUCAUCAGCAAUGUGAGCGAGGGACCCCAGCCCAGUGCGGCUGUGAGAUCAGAGGAAAGUAAAACCUCUGCUCCUCCUUCGCACAACUCUCCCUGCACGACUCCUGCAGGGGCACAGCAGAAAAAGGAGAGGCCAUGUCCGCCUCCGCGUCCCGUGUUAUCCACUGCCGCUAAGGUGAGAUUAAAAGGUCUUGCCAAGGCAGAGGGUUCAGGCUCCCCUGGGUGCCCCACUGCCGGGACGGUACGCAGAGUGGACGUCAUGCCUCAGGCCAGCCCUUCGAGGACCGCCGGCAGACCACCUCACAGCAUCCGGCAGCCCCUCCAGCCUGUUCCUUUACAUUCCCAGUUACUGCUCCGCCCGGCUGCUGCACACCUGCGACAGUUCUACACUAGAACAAUGCCGGGGUCUUUCCCUCUGAAACCGGUUGUUGCGCCAUCGAAACCUGAAAACCCUCCCUCCUCUCCGGCUGAAUCCCCGCUCCCUACUUCACCUCCCCUCACCCUCCCUGCUCUUCCUCCCCCGUCCCCAGCAAUAACCCGUCUGUCUUCCUCCAGCUCCAGGAAACGCCCCUCUUUGACCCGGUCUAAGUCAGACAUGAGUGACCGGUUCUCCCGUGCAGGGACAGAGCUGGAACGCUUCUUCAACCUGUGCGGCCUGGACCCUGCAGACCUGCAGGAGCUGACUGGAUCCAGCUCUGACAUCGUGUCCCUGGCCCGGUUUCGCAGCGUGAGCGCUCCAGGGUCCGAGUGUGCGGGUUCUGGCAGGGAGGACGAAGACGAUGAGGAUGAGGCUGCUGGCAAAGCUGCAGAUCGCGUUCCCUACGGCGUAUCUGUCAUCGAGAGAAAUGCAAGAGUGAUCAAGUGGCUGUACGGACUCAGGCAGGACAAGGACAAUGCGACCAAGAGCACCAAUUUAUAGGGUGAUCUUAAAUAGAUCUUUGAAUCAGAAGUAAGUGUCCAAACUUCUCAACACAAACUUGGAACGUGCGUGAAGUCAACGGAUCCCAUUGUUUAACUGGAAAUCUGUGACAUGUGGAUGAAGUUUGUCUGCCAAGUUCACUCUCAACUUGUUCUUUUUGUUUUGAAUGUUUAAAACUUGGAAAUACCAUGUUUACCAUGGAAAUCUUUCUUUCUUUUAUUAUGUUGACUUUUGUUAAUCUUAAUACUGUCCUACUUUGAAGAGACAUCAAGAAAUCAUCGUGCUGUAAUUGGGUGGCAUCAGAGACUAAACGGGGCAGUCGUCUAGUUGAUGGGUUAUAAAGACCUGCACCAAAGAAAAGACUUAUUUCUUGCAUCAGGUUGUUACUGUACACUCAUCUGAAAAUUCCAUUACUGCAAAUUUGUUAGGUUUAUUACUACGGGUUUACAAUUUCUAAACAAAUUUCUGCAACUCAGCAUAUCUGUCAGUCAGUCAGUCAAUGUGCAUUGCCUUUUUUGUUUUGUUUUUUUGGACAAGGGAACAUUUGAUCCUCUAUUCACUAAAAUAAAAUGAAAGAACUGA